This is a messenger RNA of Colossoma macropomum (tambaqui), 4127 nucleotides long. RefSeq names its product zinc finger protein X-linked (gene zfx). Gene Ontology annotation, molecular function: DNA-binding transcription factor activity, RNA polymerase II-specific; metal ion binding; RNA polymerase II transcription regulatory region sequence-specific DNA binding. The coding region runs from base 120 to 2390 and encodes 756 amino acids. The transcript is spliced from 9 exons. The record is from RefSeq and is a predicted model, not a curated record. Gene Ontology annotation, biological process: regulation of transcription by RNA polymerase II. NCBI's taxonomy places the organism in Eukaryota, Metazoa, Chordata, Actinopteri, Characiformes, Serrasalmidae. Gene Ontology annotation, cellular component: nucleus.
CCCGCCCUGCUCACACCCGGUCCCGCCUGAGCUCUGCCCGAGUCUGGGGGAGAACCGUGCGGGCCUGGAGAGUGGUGGAAAAAGGAUUUAAAUUAUUAUGCAGAUUAUCAAAGGGGUCAAUGGACGAAGAUGUGACGACCCUCUCUCUCCACACCCACCAGCCCAAAAUCAUAUUCCGUGGGUCAGGUGGGGAUGGUGAAGCUGAGGAGGACGAGGUUGCCGUGGAGCUGCAGGGGACAGUCCUGGUAUCUGCUGUAGAAGGGGAUGAUGAGAUGGAAGUGCAUGGUUUUGCUCCUGAGGAGCUGGUCAUCCAGGACGGCAUUGAGGACGUGGUGGCCGAGUAUGUUCAGUGCACGCAGGAAGAGGAUGAAGGCCUGGGCACCGUAGCUGUGGAAACCUGCGUGAUGUCACCCGACGUGGCUCUGGAAGACGAGGGCCUGCAGGUGGACGUUCUCACGGCCGCUGAAGUGCACGGGGAUCCGGAAACGUGUGGCGAUUACCUUAUGAUUUCCUUGGAUGAAACUGGAAAGAUUGUUUCAGAUGAAGCUGCAAAGAUCACAGUUGAGGGCGCUCUGCAGGACCAGGAGGAUGGAGAAAAGGAUGAUGAGGGUCAAGAGGUCAUCAAAGUUUACAUCCUUAAGGCUGACUCAGGAGAGGAUGAUCUGGGUGGCACGGUGGAUAUAGGAGAUGCUGAUAUUGAUGUGGCUGAUAGUGUGGAACUGGUGGACCCCUCAGGGCUGCCCAUCAGAGAGAAAAUGGUCUACAUGACAAUGGGGGAAGCCAAUCAAAACCAGGAUGACAUCAAUGUUGCUAAGAUCACUGAUGAAGUGUACAUGGAAGUGGUGGUGGAGGGUGAGGAUCCUGCCAAUCAUCAGCGGCCAUUUGAUAACACCUCACUCAGCAAGGACUUCAUGCCCGUCGCCUGGGCAGCCGCUUAUGGUGGGGAGGAGGCUGAAAGUUGUGAGAACAGAAAUGGAGCAGCCAGCGCUGUGUUACACAUUGAAGAGUCUGAAAUGAUAGAGAAGCUCAACCGUCAACGAAGCAAGAACAAGAGCAAAAAACGCUCUGAAUCACGUCAUAUCCAAACAGAUACAAAAUCUCUACAAAAGUGCAUUACACAAGAAGAUAAGCGAAACAUCGGAAAGUAUCACGCAAUUAUCAUUGGGCCAUAUGGCCAGCCACUCACAGUGUACCCCUGCAUGUUAUGUGGGAAGAAAUUCAAGUCGCGUGGUUUCCUGAAGCGGCACACCAAGAACCACCACCAGGAUGUGAUAAACAAGAAGAAAUACCAGUGCACAGACUGUGAUUUCACAACCAAUAAAAAAGCUAGUCUCCACAACCACAUGGAGAUCCACGCUCUGAACAGCAAGGCUGCUCCAUUCGAGUGUGAGACGUGUGGUAAAGAUUUCCACCAGCAGGCAGCGCUCUUCUCCCACCGGCUGCAGCACCACCACCGGGAGACAAAGCUGCAAAUCCCACCACCAUCUACCAAAAUGUACAGCUGCAAGUUCUGCGAUUACGAAACAGCAGAGCAGGGUCUGCUCAAUCGGCACCUGCUGGCUGUGCAUAGCAAAAACUUUCCUCACAUUUGCGUGGAGUGCGGGAAGGGCUUUCGGCAUCCGUCUGAGCUGAAAAAACACAUGAGAACUCAUACAGGGGAGAAGCCCUACUCCUGCCUCUACUGCGACUACAAAUCGGCCGAUUCCUCCAACCUGAAGACCCAUGUGAAGACCAAGCACAGCAAAGAGAUGCCCUACAAGUGCGACCGCUGUUUCCAGACAUUUGCUGAAGCUGAGGAGCUCCAGCAGCAUGCUCUUACGCACGAAGAGGCUAAAAGCCACCAGUGCGCCCACUGCGAGCACCGCAGUUCCAACUCCAGCGAUUUGAAACGUCACAUCAUUUCUGUUCAUACCAAAGACUACCCGCACAAAUGCGACGUUUGCGGCAAAGGCUUCCACCGGCCGUCUGAGUUAAAAAAGCACUCAGCUGCCCACAAGGCCAAAAAACUGCACCAGUGCCGCCACUGCAGUUUCAAAACUGCUGACCCUUUUGUGCUCAGCCGCCACAUCCUGUCCGUGCACACCAAAGAGCAGCAGGCUUUUUCGGACAAAAAGGGGCUGAAGAAGGCCUUUGUGCUCGGAACUCACGGUGGUAAGAAGGUUUUGGCCACUGCAGGUGCGUCCAAAGUGCGUAGGGAACGGCGAGUGUAUCAGUGUGAGUAUUGUGACUACAAUACAGGAGAUGCUUCAGGCUUCAAGAGACACGUCAUAUCCAUCCACACGAAGGAUUACCCACACCGCUGCGACUUUUGCUCCAAGGGUUUCCGCAGACCUUCAGAGAAAAACCAGCACAUAGCGCGCCACCACAAAGAUCUAAUGCCUGGCAUGUAAUGUUCUCCAAAUACUGCGAUCAGUAGGGCUGCAUGAUAGAUAGUUUACUGAUUGUUUUUUGCCAUAUUGACCUCUGCAGUGCUCAUAUUGCAGUAUGCAAUGUCUGAUUGUGAUAUCACUAAACUGCUCUUGUGGAAGGCUGCAAGAUGCAAAUGCACCUCUAACUAUGACAUUACUCAUCUGCUAUUGUAGAAGGCUGCAAAAUGCAAAUGCAUCUCUAAUCAUGACGUCACUAAAUGCUUCAUUUGCUGUGAGCGUUCUGAAGAAUCAGUUGUUUUUUCAUUUAUAUUAUCUAACAGAUGUAAAAAGCAAGAACACUUUGGUCAAAUAUAUUGCAAGGCAUAUCACAAUCACAACAUAGAGCAAUAUAAUCACAAUGUAAUAUUUUAGCCGUAUCGUGCAGCCCUAGUGGUCAGCAGGCUAGCGAGUGCAUUCUAAGCAGUAAGACUGCUUUUAGCAUUUUUUUUUUUUUAAAUUUUAUGGAGAUAAUGCUCACCUCAAGAAUGCUGGCUAAGUGCAGUCACAUGGGUCAGGGCAGUACAGUUGAGAUGAAGGAGUAGAGCAGGGGUGUCCAGCUUAAAUCUAAAAGGACCUUGGUCCAGCACAGAUGGGUGAUUUCAGGGACCAGAAGUGGGCACCUCUGGACUAGAUUUCGUGGUGGAGAACAUUUUUAUGUUUUCUCUUUUAGCCGUUGUCUGCCUGAGUUUUUGUUCCGUUUUCUGACACACCCUUGUUAUAUCCGACAGUGCUGGAGAUGCACCGCAGUGAGCUCGCUGGCAGCAGGAAUAUGUGGUAGAAGCUGUGAUUCAAAAUGAAUUUGAAGCUUGUUUAUGUUCUUGUUUUUGAAUUGUUUUCAUUUUCAAUGUGUAUUUUUGUCAUUUUGUAAUGACAGAGUGGUCACCCUGCAAUUAGAUGUUCAACAAAAAUGCAAGUCCUUUCAGAUUUCUAGACAGGAUGGAUUGGUCAGUAAAAUGGAAACAAUGUUUUGAAGUAGAAACCAUGUGAAACCAUAAGAUAUUGGACAUCUGACCAAUGAGCCCGGAGUCUGAGUUUUGCUCCAAGCGUUUCUGCAAAUCCUCAGGAAAAAACAGCAUGUUGUGCGUUUGAAAGGCUUCAGAACAUUGUUUCUUCUACUUGUGAUAUAAUUUUCAGUGAUGUCAAAAUAAGAGAUUCGAACAGCUUUGUUCACAGUAUAAACCACCAGGUACUGGACAUCUGCCUGAUGAUUCAGUAUAAAAAAUGUCUUUCAGCUCUUGUCAAAUCCAAAACACCAUCUUCUAGAAUACUGGUAUGUAGCGCAAAACUGAUGUAAACAAAGCCUUUAAAAAUCAUGGAUCAACUAUAAAAGAGUGAGGAUAUACCAUGAAAUAAAAUCAUGGAUCAGCAAAUGGAGCAAACUUUUGCUUACCUGCUUUUUAGCAUCUCCAUCAAAAUAUCAUGUUAAUGUUCACCGCAAAUGUAAAAAUCCUAACAAAGUCAGCCAUUAGUGAAUGAAGAGCCAGACACCAUAUUAUUGUUUAUGUGCACAUUUCAAUUUUAUGUUUGUUUGUUUAGACAACAAAUAUUUGGCUCAUGAUUGUGCAUUUAAAUGACGUUUCUCUGCUUUGUGGAAGUUUUCAGUUGUGUGUGUGUUGCUUGUGUUUGGUAAAUUAAGAUUGAGCAGUAAGAUUCAUAAGAGUCCUAACUGUAUCUGCAGUGGCAGUGCUGGUUGAUAGCUCUCUUUAGGUCUUACACAAU